Molecule: messenger RNA, 4002 nt
Organism: Ostrinia nubilalis (European corn borer)
Lineage: Eukaryota; Metazoa; Arthropoda; Insecta; Lepidoptera; Crambidae
Exons: 2
Coding region: 2161-3408 (415 amino acids)
Molecular function (GO): nucleic acid binding; zinc ion binding
Source: RefSeq, a predicted model, not a curated record
GUUGCCGUUUGCUGUUUUUUCACAAAUUAAUAUUUCUUCUCAAUAUUCUGAUUUUGGAUACCACUAGCGACAUCUAUUGGCGUGAUUUAGAAUUAAUUUGCAAUAGAUGGCGCUUUUUGCUCAGUUAAUUGAAAUAUACUUUGAUGAAACAUUUCCUAGUGUUUUUAUAUUGAUUAUUCUAUUUUUCAAAUAGAAUAUUUUCAGUGUUCUGGAAAUUGUUUUCAUCAUGGUUUUAUUAGUACAGUAUUUACUUUUUCAAACGGCGAAACGAAACGUAUCGCGAUGUCUAUGACAGAGCGGCUGUCAGUGGAGCUGUCAAAUCACUUAGGAAUUUGUCGAUCGUGCGCAACCGCAAUUUGAUUAUUUUCGGGAAUGUAAUUCCUUUUAUUUCAAAUCGGGUGGUGCAAAAUGCAUCCACGAUAAUUUCUUGAUGAAUAAAUAAAAAUAACACACAUGAGGUAAGUUCCCGUCGGAGAAUUUAUUUAUUUUUCGUGAUUGAUAUUUUUCGUAUUCCAGUACGUGGUUAUUUCAUGUGAUCGUUUCUUUCAGAGAUUCCCUAAAUUCUAUUCGGAUGAGGGUAUUGGGUUGCUGAGGGCUGCGAGCGAAGCUCAAAUUAGUGAACAGCCUUCAUGCGGGAUUUCAUAGAUUUCAUAUUUUACAUGUUGAUAUUUCAUAUAUUUUAAUUUCUCUUCAUUUCGUAUCAAAUAUUUGUCCUUUCUAAACUGCUGAUCUCUUCGCAUUUCCUCCUUGUCAUCAAACCUCUGUCUCUGCAAGAGUUUGAACGCUUACCUGUCGAAGAGAUGCAAGAGCUUCAUCUGGCACUGCGCGCUUGAGGCCGUGGAGGACGCUGCUUGGAACCUAAAAGUGUGCGAGACCCGUUGGACCCCGGAAGAAGAGAGGAACGUUCAGGGUAACGGCUUAUAACCGCAUGGCUUCCAAGGUACCCACUUUUCCAUCCUUCAAGUAGGAGUCUUUCCGACCUGACAUCGCGCAGUUAUCUUAACUAGUAGAGUCUUUUAAUAUUUAGGCUGAGUUUUAAGAAAUUUGUAGUGGCGAUAAUAUUCACCAAACCGAACCUAAUUAACGACCCUGAAUCCCUUGAGAUUGGCACUAUUACAGUAGUUAUUAUAAUAUCGUAAUUGUUAACUAUAUAGGAGAAUACGAGAUAAAAAUAAAUUGUGUCAAUUGAGAGGGAGCUGUUUUAUUUACAUUUUCUAAUUUCACACAAGGAACGGUAACUUAUAUAAAUUUCUGCAAGCCGGACAACCUCUUUUUCACGUGCAGACAAUUCACCAUCUUCUCAGUCUGCACCGGUGGCGGUUCAAUUCCAGUCACCAAGCCGCCAGGAAAAAAUCCUUUCUUGCAGUGGCGCCCCUCUUUGGUGUUUAUUAUUGCCACCCUUUUUGUAAAAGGUUUAUGGGUGGAUGGUUAAUAAAAGAAGCGACAUUGUUUGCUGACUAUCCUCUCAUACACUUUUAUUUAGUUAUUUUAUUAUUGUAAUUAGGGAAUUUCUCAUGUUGUGUGUUGUGUUUGUCCUGUAUUUUAUUUUUGUGGCCCACAUUUUGUUAACAACAUAAACUUAUAACCUAUUUAUAACAGAGCGUACUUACUCUUAUUUAUGAGGAACUACAUAAUGUUUGGUUAUUUUGUUGAGUUGAAACUUGUUUUAUAGUUGGGACAAGUAAGUAACAUUUUUAUUGUUAGGUUAUCAAUUUAGUAUACCUACACUGCUUUUGUGUUUCUUUAUGUAAACAUAUAACCCGUUACUUACUUUAAUUUUAAUUAAUUUUUCAAGGACAAACACUUUUGUUGAAAUUUAAAAUUAGUUUAUGUAAUAGGAUAACAAAGUACCUAUUUACCUGUUAUUUUGUACUAAGGUAACAAUUUCCUUUGUGUCACUGCGGACAUAUAACAUUAAUUUGAAGUUACCUAGUACAUUGUUUUUUUUGGUAAUUAUUUACAUACUUGUUUAUUACUUGUAUUUUUUUUAAACAAUAACAUUAUUGUUGUUAUUGUGUGUUUUAGAACAUAAGUGAGAGGUUUCAUCCAAUCUUGUAAGGUGCCAUUCUCAACAAAUUUGACAAUUUAAAUACAUUUUCAUUCAAAAAUUUUUAAAUAAUAUUUUUGCCACUUAGUUUAUUUUACACAUAGCUUUUUACAAUGGAUACCAAAACGGUUUACUACCAUUCAUUAUUACGCGACGAACUUAUUUAUGAGAUAACUGUUCGAUCUGAGUCUCCGGAAGAUACAGUUCCCAAAAUGAAAAAACAACUUAAGUCAUUGUGUUCUGAGUUUAGUCCUGAGGAAAUUAUUGAUGAAGAACUUAAACCUAGUGUGGAAUUGCCCAAUAUUUCUGGCAAGUUAAAGGAAUUACAAUCACAUUUAGAUAAUUUCAAGAAGACUAAGGAGCGGUAUCAGCUGACUCGUUCGAAGGCUUUGUAUUGCCACUUGCUUCACCGACUGGAUAGGCUAGCAGCGUGUAAGGAAUCUGUUGACGCAGCUAUUCAUGCUAGUUUAAAACAGAAGUUGAACAUGUGCCUUUCAGUUUUAGAAGGCUUCGUCACAAACAAGUCAGAUGGGGAAUCUAGUUCCAAUUUACAGUCAGACGAUUGUAGGGAAACUGUUGUUGUGGACCAGUCAUCGAAGGUUAAUAUUUUAAAUUGGAACAUAAAGUUUUCAGUUGAUUCCAGUGUGCAUUCCUUUUUGGAAUUAGUUAAUGAACGCGCGACGGCUUUUGGUGUUUCUGAUAGUGUUUUAUUUAAGUCGGCGUUUUGUUUUUUCCAUGAUCAAACACUUUUAUGGUAUAGAGGUGUCAAAGAUCAGGUCUCGUCGUGGAAGGAACUAAGUGAAUUAUUGGUUGAGGAGUUUGCACCUGCAGAUUAUGACUAUAGGUUAAUAGGAGAAAUUCGUUCUCGUACACAAGGUCAGGAUGAACCUACCCACAUUUAUUUUGCUAUCAUGAAUGGAAUGUUUUCGCGUUUGAAACGGCCAUUUUCUGAACAAGAUAAGAUUGAGAUCUUGUUACAUAAUAUUAGGCCUAUCUAUGCUGAAUUGUUAGCUUUACACGACUUCGACACUGUUGCUGACCUCAAGGAUAAAUGUCGUAAAAUUGAAGUAAGACGUCAGCAAACUAGUACCUUCAAUGAACCAUCUAAACAGCCGUGUAUGAAUCCAGAGUACACUUACAAGGGUAAAUCACCAAAGCCUGUUACUGCUGUCACACAACCACCCUUUUCUGACAGUAAACCAACUUCUAACAAAAAACUCUUAUGUUUGAAGUGUAAGGCAAAUACACAUAGUACAAAAUACUGUACGGAUAAACGGUUGUUAUGUUUUAAGUGUGGUGAAGUAGGGUACACUACUAAAAAUUGUGCUAAGUGUAAGAGUGCUACCAAUUCAAAAAACUAGCAGGUAACCGAAGUAAUGUUAUUUCAGAAGAUGUCGAACCUUCUGAAAAUAAACAAUGGUUGGACAUUGUUGAUUCUUAUUUCAAAAACAACAACGUUACUUCGGUUUUGUUUAAACCUAAUAUAAAUGAUGUUCGGCCAUAUUUGAACGUGAACAUUUUAGACAUGACUGUUUGCGGACUAUUGGAUUCUGGAGCUGCAAUUUCAAUUAUUGGUAACGGAGCACACCAACGUUUCAUUGAUCUGGGUUACUCUUUGGAUGAGUCGUGUGCAUCAACGGUUACUGUUGCUGAUGGGUCUUUCUGUAGCACUAUAGGAACCAUCACAUUACCUAUUACAUUUAAGGACGUCACAAAGGUAAUUACAUUUUAUGUCAUUCCUUCAAUUGUCUCUGAUGUCAUUUUAGGAGUAGACUUUUGGAAAAAUUUUAAAUUAAUGCCAGAGAUUUUUCAAAAUAUUUGUUACGUAGAGGCACCUAAAAAUUUUCUUAAAACUUCAUCGAACAUUGACAAGCCUAUCAAUUUUAUUCAGUCUUUUGAAAACUUAAACUUGGAACAACGUGAAUUGGCAGACAGGAUGAUCAAACAGUUUCAUA